AUGGCCUCUGAAAAUCAGAACGACCGAGUAUACAACUCCAACGAGACAACUCCUCGCAUCACGCAGGAGACCCUAUCAGAGCCCCCUACAUCAGAUCUGAAUACGAAAUCCAAAGAUAGUUUCGAUAUGGAGGACCAAGCGCCGGGGCCCGAGAGCCCUGAUGCAAGAGACCUGGAGACAGAGAGCACAGAUAUCGAACGCGCAGACGGUCAACCGUCCGAGAAGACACCCGCAGCAGAUUCCAAUUUGGUAGAAUGGGAUGGCCCAGACGACCCCGAGCACCCGCAAAACAUGCCACACUGGAAAAAAUGGGUCUUGACGAUGACUUUAUCCUCGAUGACCAUGUGGAUCACCUUCGCUAGCAGCGUCUUCUCAACUGCAACGGUGGUGACGGCUAAGGAGUACCACGUAUCAACUGAAGUCAUGACUUUGGCUACCAGUCUGGUCGUGUUCGGAUUCGCUCUUGGUCCCAUCGUGUGGGCUCCCAUGUCUGAGCUCUAUGGACGCAGGCUGCCGCUGUUCUUGGGCUACGCCAUCUUCGCAAUCUUCCAGAUUCCCGUAGCAGUGGCACAAAAUGUCCAGACCAUCAUGGUCUGCCGCUUCCUCAUCGGUGUUUUUGGUUGCUCGCCUCUAGCGGUUGUUGGCGGCGCAAUGGCCGACUUCUGGGAUCCCGUCGACCGCGCUGUGGCUAUUGCCUUGUUCUCGGCUGCCACCUUCGUUGGUCCUACACUUGGCCCUAUCAUCGGUGGAUUCAUCACGGAGUCGUAUCUCGGCUGGCGCUGGACUGCAUGGAUCACGUUGAUUCCGUCUGCGGCCUUCGGCACUCUGGCCUUCUUCAUUGUUCCUGAGACCUACGGUCCUGUCAUCCUUCAGAGACGCGCGGCUCGCCUUCGCCGCGAGACGGGCAACUGGGCACUGCACAGCCUCCUCGACGAAAGUCGCCCUACCGCUUCCGAAAUCGUCAACAAAUAUCUGCUGCGCCCUAUUCAAAUGCUUUUCCUCGAGCCAAUCCUGUUGCUCAUCACGAUCUACCUGGCACUGGUGUAUGGAAUUCUGUACCUUUUCUUCGAAGCGUACCCUAUAUCGUUCCAAGAGGUUCGCGGCUGGACCAACGGAGGCAUUGCUGGCCUUCCCUUUAUCGGAAUCCUGGUCGGAGUAGUCUGUGGCGUGGCAUUGAUCGUCUGGCAGACCAAGACUCGGUUUGCACGCAAGUUGGCGAAGCACGGCCGCGUUGUCCCUGAGGAGCGUCUAGUUCCAAUGAUGGUCGCAUCCGUUCUUCUGCCGGCCGGUCUCUUCUGGUUCGGCUGGACCUCGAGCCCUCAUAUCUCGUGGGUGCCUCAGGUCCUUGCAGGGAUCCCCAUCGGCAUGGGCAUCUUGGUCAUCUUCAUGCAAGGUCUCAACUACAUCAUCGAUGUGUACAUGAUGUUCGCCAACUCGGCCAUCGCUGCCAAUACGCUGAUUCGAAGCAGUCUCGGUGGUGCCUUCCCGCUCUUUGCCGUGCAGAUGUACAAUAAGCUCGGCGUAGCUUGGGCCUCCAGUCUGCUUGGUUUCAUCACGGUUGCGAUGAUCCCGAUUCCCAUUGUCUUCUAUAUCUAUGGCAAGAAGAUCCGAGCUAUGAGCAAAUACUCUCCCAAGCUCUGA
Messenger RNA from Aspergillus viridinutans, 1641 nucleotides. Its product is annotated as MFS transporter. Gene Ontology annotation, biological process: transmembrane transport. The transcript has a single exon. Bases 1 to 1641 code for a protein of 546 amino acids. Gene Ontology annotation, molecular function: transmembrane transporter activity. The record is from RefSeq and is a predicted model, not a curated record. Lineage: Eukaryota; Fungi; Ascomycota; Eurotiomycetes; Eurotiales; Aspergillaceae.